AUGAUAAUGAGCUCAACAGAAGGGUGUGAAAUUGGUUCGGUGCCCUUGCCUGAUAUUUCAGGGCUAAUGUCGACUAUAACGAGUUUCAGUCAAAAAUACGGUGAAUUGCAUCCUUAUAUAGCUUUAUUCCUUUGUAUCACAGGAAUAAUAUUGAAUCUAAUAACAGUAAUAGUGUUAAGUCGACGUACGAUGUUAUCACCAGUAAAUAUAUUAUUAUGUUCAAUAGCAAUAUGUGACGGUAUUGUUAUGAUGUCGUACUUAAUAUUUGUGGCGCAUUUCUUAAUAAAAGCAGCGAGUCGCUGUGAGUCCAGCGAUUACAAUUAUCACUGGGCUGUAUUUACUUUAUUUCAUGCUCAUGCUUCGGUUAUUUUUCAUUCAACAAGUAUAUGGCUCACUGUAUCGUUGGCACAAAUUCGUGUUUUAAUGAUACGGCGCGUGACAGUGACUAAUGGCUCUAUUAUAACAAUUUAUUCAACGAUUUUGCUAAGCUUUAUUACAUGUAUUGUCAUGACAUUUGUUAAUGUGCCAAAUUUUCUCACAUUUCAGAUCGUUGAAACACCAUCAGUGGAUUUUUUACCAUGUUUAAUUCCACAAGAUGAAGGAAGUUAUAAUUCAUCAGGCAUUGAGAAUUCUUUAAUUAAUGCGUCAACACUCUCUAAUGCUGAUCGAUACAUUUAUGUUGUUCUGGCUACUGGAAAUGACUGUAUGAAACUGAAACUCGCAUUUUGGUCAAAUGGAAUGCUGUGCAAGGUAGUACCAUGUUUUUUAUUAACUAUAUCAAUCAUCAUUUUGCUGAAAAUUAUUGCUGAAGUUGCACAUCGAAGAAAGAUACUUGCGCAGGUACUUAAAAAAAAGAUGCCAAAAGAUCAUAUGACUCCAAUGUUGGUGGCUGUUUUAUCAAUUUUCCUCAUUGCUGAAUUGCCUCAAGGUAUAAUGCUUGUUCUAACGGGUAUUUAUUCUAAAGACUCUUUUCAUCAAAAGAUAUAUUUGCCCUUGGGCGAUUUUAUGGAUCUCUUAUCCUUAAUUAAUUCGGCUGUAAAUUUUCUUAUCUAUUGCGUGAUGAGCAAAAAAUUUCGAGUCGAUCGCUGA
Molecule: messenger RNA, 1089 nt
Organism: Dracunculus medinensis (Guinea worm)
Lineage: Eukaryota; Metazoa; Nematoda; Chromadorea; Rhabditida; Dracunculidae
Source: the annotation of a GenBank genome assembly